GAGUGGAGCCUGGAGCAGCGGAUAUGUCUGGGACACGUCCAAGCGGCUGCGCCUCCAAGGGGAAUGGACAGGCCGACACCAGAGAACUAGAGAGGCCCACCUCCCACUCCUUUCUUCCAAGCUGUGCCAAAGGGAGGAUGAGCCUGAUGGGCAGAAUUCAAGUGAGCUGGACAGCGCUGUGAAGGAGCUGCAGGCAGCCCCCAGAGCCUUGAGAUGGCACCAAAAACCAAGAAGGGAUUGAAAGGUUCCAUCGAUGAUGUCCUUGGUGACCUCCUGGGAGAUGAUACGACACCGCCUGAGAAGCCUGUUAAACUAGCUUCACGUGCCAGAGACGCCACAGGUGCAGCCCAGGCGCUCCCUCCCUCAAGGGCUAGAACAAAGUCCCUCUUGGAAGAUGAUGCCUUCAGCACCAGGGCAGGCCUGGCAGGAGCUGAUGCUGAGGUUUCAGACAUCUCCGAUGCAGACCCGCAGGCUCUGCUCCAGGCCAUGAAGGAUCUGGAUGAAAUGGAUGCUGAUCUCUUGGGUCUGAAGAAAUCUAAUCUAGCCUCAAGCAAAAGGUCUGCAAAGGGUUCUGGGAAAGAAGAGCAGCCUAGUCCUCUUAAACCUGCUGGUGUGUUAACAGCCAAUGAGAAACACUUGGAAGACCCAUUGGCAGGACUUCUCUCUGAUGAUGAGGAAGGAAUCGCCAAGAAGCUGCCGGGGACGGAGAGUAAAACAGCUUCCAUAAAGAGCCCAGCCCCGGCCAGAGACCAAGCGCCCUCUAUCCCUCUAACUCCUGGGAACACUCCGGUCCGAAAGAAAGAAGAGUUGCUCUUUGACGAUGGGGACGACAUCAUGGCCACCCUGGGGUUUGGAGACAGCCCCAAAGCAGAAACAAGGCACACAGGAGACCAGGAAGGGCCCCUCCCUGCCCGCUCCAAGCUGGAUGAGCUGCUGGGUCGGGGCACUGCCGCCAAACUCUUGGCCCGUCCGGGCACCAGGGAGCACAGGGAAUUCAAGCUGGACAAGAAGUAUCAGCGGCCACAGGACAAAGAAGACACCGGGGGUGACGAGGACUUCACCUUUGGGGCCUAUCAGCCCACCGUGGGCUCCGAGGGCCGGCAGUCCCGCCGGCAGUCCGUCAGUAGGUUCUUUGAAGGUGGCACAGACCCCAAGGGAGAACCAGGCUCCAGACAGAGCACCCCAGCAGCAUCCAGCCCUACCCAGCCCAGGAGGGGAGGUGCUGACUGGCUGGGCCUCAAGGACGAAGGCUUGGACCUGCUCCCUUCCUCCCCGACCAGGGAGGCUCGGAGGGGCCCCCCUCCCGCCAGCCAGCAUCCUGCUCCCAGCCACCACUCUGCCCCGGCCGGGCUGCCCUCCUUGGGGGCACAGCCACCAGCCGAGGGUACCAGUUCUCCUGCCAAAGGCAGCCAGCCUUCCCAGCCAGGAGCGUCUGGGAAGAAGGAGGAGGACUGGCUGAGCCAUGCCCUGUCUCGGAAAAAGUCCCAAGGUCUGGCCGGAGAGGAGCACGACGCAGCCUGUAAGGGCCAGCACUCGGUAGGGGCGCUGCCUUCCGACAGCCAGCCUGCUGCCGGCACCCAAGGGCUCCAGCCAGCAGCCGCCAGGGGGACCCCAGGCACGGCAGCACAGAGGCCACCUGCCCAGCCUGCCACCUCAGGGUCCCCCGUGACUUGGAAUCCUGCUGCCUUGGCCCUCCAUGCGGGUGACCCAAAGAGGGGAACAGCCCCUGGAGAUUGCUCUGGCACUGAGCCUGCAAUUGGUUUCCCAAGCUCCCAGGAACCCCCAGGGCUCUCUGUGCCUGUCCAGUCCCUGGCCUGGAGCCUGCUGCCCGGCUCCGAAUACCAGCAGCAGCUCCUGGCGGCACAGGCUCAGCUUCAGAGGGGCACGGCCGAGCUCCAGGCCGACCUCUUGCAGAGUCAGGCCCGGCUGGCGGAGCUCGAGGCCCAGGUGCGGAAACUCGAGCUGGAGCGGACACAGCACCAGCUGCUGCUGGAAAGUUUGCAGCAGAGGCACCAGGCAGACCUGGAGCUCAUCGACAGCGCCCACAGGAGCCGAGUCAAGGUGCUAGAAACAUCGUACCAGCAACGNGAAGAGCGGCUGCGGAGAGAGAACGAGGAGCUGUGUGCCCAGUAUCUGUCGCGCUGCCAGGAGGCUGAGCAGGCCCGCGCCGAGCUCACGGCCCAGCACCAGCGGCGCUUGGCGGCCACCGUGCAGGAGAAGGACCAGGAGAUGGAGCGGCUCCGGGAGCUGCAGCGGGCCUCCAUCCUGGAGAUGCGCAAGGACCACGAGGAGCAGCUGCAGCGGCUGAAGCUGCUGAAGGACCGGGAGAUCGAUGCCGUCACCAGCGCCACCUCCCAUACGCGGUCCCUGAAUGGCAUCAUCGAGCAGAUGGAGAAGUUCUCCAGCAGCCUGCACGAGCUGUCCUCCCGCGUGGAGGCCUCACACCUCAGCACUGCCCAGGAGCGGGAGCUGGGGAUCCGGCAGCGAGACGAGCAGCUCCGAGCGCUGCAGGAGAGGCUGAGCCGGCAGCAGCGGGACAUGGAGGAGGAGCGGAGCCGGCUGCAGGAGGUCAUCGGGAAGAUGGAGGCGCGCCUGGGCGAGCAGAGCCGGCUGCUGGAGCAGGAACGCUGGCGGGUGAACGCCGAGCAGUCCAAGGCCGAGUCCAGGCAGCGCGCUCUGGAGGAGCAGAGGAAGGUGGUGGCCCAGCAGAUGGCCGUGGAGCGGGAGGAGAUGGAGAGGGCCAGGAGUGCCCUGCUGGAGGAGCAGAAGUCCGUCAUGCACAAGUGUGGGGAGGAGCGGCGGCGCCUGGCAGCCGAGUGGGCCGAGUUCUAUGCACAGCAGAAGCUGAGUAAGGAGCGGGCAGAGCGUGCGGUGGAGCGGGCGCUGCAGGUGGACACCCAGCGGGAGGGCACCCUCGUCAGCCUGGCCAAGGAACAGGCAGAGCUGAAGAUCAGGGCAAGCGAGCUCCGGGCCAAAGAGGACCAGCUGGCGGCCGAGAGGGAGGCUCUGGAACAGGAGCGCCGGGAGCUGCGGCUGGAGAAGGAGAGGGUCGGCGCCGCCGCCCAGCGCAUCAGGCUGCGCACUGAAGAGGUGGAGAGCAUGAGCCAGGUGGCCUCGCAGAAGUACGAGGAGGGGGAGCGGGCCCUGCGCGAGGCCCGGCAGGUGCAGGCGGAGCAGCAGGCCCGGCUGCAGCUGGUGCAGCGGCAGCAGGAGCAGCUGCGGCAGCAGGAGCGGCACAUGCACCAGGAGAAUCUGAGUCUGGCCCAGCAGCGGCUGCAGCUGGAUCGUAUCCGACAGGACCUGCCCUCUGGGCCCGUGGGGCUGCUCUCCAGGGCCCAGGGCUCGGCAGCCUCUGGCCUGAGUGCCAUCGUGGCUCCCGUCCCCCCGGCUCCUCAGUGCAGCCAGCUGCCAGCCGGCCUGGGGCCCUCGCACCUCUACGCCAAGCUGGUGCUGCUGAAACACACAGCUGAGCAGGACCGUGACUUCCUGGAGAACGAACAGUUCUUCCUGGAGACCCUGAAGAAAGCCUCCUACAACAUGACGUCACAUUCAGCCUGA
Lipotes vexillifer (Yangtze River dolphin) is the source of this 3558-nucleotide messenger RNA. RefSeq names its product Fas binding factor 1 (gene FBF1). Gene Ontology annotation, biological process: establishment of epithelial cell polarity; cilium assembly. The transcript has 31 exons. Bases 214 to 3558 code for a protein of 1114 amino acids. Gene Ontology annotation, cellular component: centriole; ciliary basal body; ciliary transition fiber. The record is from RefSeq and is a predicted model, not a curated record. Lineage: Eukaryota; Metazoa; Chordata; Mammalia; Artiodactyla; Lipotidae.